UUAGAAGUCAGAGAAGUUCAGAAUCUUGUUUGGGAAACAAGCCAUCUAUUAAUAAAUAGGUAGGAAGGAAUAUUUUCUACGGUUUGUUCUUUACGAUGUUUUCUUGCUUGCUUCUGAAACAGAUCCUGCUCAUGAUAUUAACAGGUUGCUUCACAACAUAUGCUGAAACUGUCAUACAAGGAAGUGUGGGUGAAAACAUCACUUUACCCUGUCAUUAUUCAGUUAAGGAUAAUGGACUCACAGAUACAUGUUGGGGACGAAGUUGCCCUUCAAUGGGUAGUUGUUCCAAGAAAAUGAUUAGCAUUAAUAAAAAAUUGGAGAUACAUGGGCGACUCCAAAAAUACCAUCUAAUGGGAAGUGUCAGUCAAGGAGAUGUAUCUCUGACUAUUGCUAACAUUACAGAAGAUGAUGUGGGGACAUAUUGUUGUCGAGUGGAAUACGAUGGCUUGUUCAAUGAUGGGAAAAUGCUUUUCAAAUUACUGAUCAAGGAAGCAUCGCUUCAUACAACACCUAUAUAUUUUACUACAUCUAAUUUUGUUUCUGAACCAACAUCGGUAGUUAUUAGUGAAUCUCCACUUAAUGGUGUGUGUGGGGGGGAACCAUUCUCUGAGAGAGAGAGGAGGAAAGUUCUACAUGCGGUUUGCUUUCAAGUUCGGUUUAAUAUUUCAUUAUAUACGUCUAUAAUGGUGAAGAAGCAAGGGAAGAAUUUACUUUAUCAGAUAGGCCUAUACUUUGGAAUUGGAUGGUGUGUACUUCUAUUUGCCAUUAUAAUCCUGCUACUUAUAAAGCGGUGUCGAGACAAGAAGAAGAUGACAAUUAAUUCUACAAGUCAGGUGGCAUUUACAAAUUCAGCAACUGAAGGCAUUCCGUAUGUUGUCAGCGAUCAUGUCCGUGCGCCAGAAAAUAUUUACCACUGCUUUGAAUAAUUACGUGAGCAGACUCAUUUCGACGAAGACACUGUAUUUGGAUCAGCAUAUUUGGCAAACAGAUCUUGUAAUAGACGUAUAUAGAUUCAAGCUUUUGUUUUUAUUAAUGAAAUCAAAUGAAUGUAUAGAGAAGGUGAAGAGAAUCUGUCACACAAUUUUUCAGAAGAAAUAUUGUGCCUUGUUUAGCAUCCCUCCCUAUUAAAACCAUGAAGGAGAGCGCCAGUUUCAGAUGGUGCUCCAAUACCCAGUUCUCCUUUCUUCUGACACUAAGCCCAGUGUCCUGGGCUGCUUGUUUGUCAUCCAUCUUCCACAGGUAGAGACAAACUGCAUUAGUGCUUUACUUAUUUGCUUUCUCUUACUAGCUGAAAUUCGGUGAAAAACAAGCAGCCAUGGGAUAGCUGGUUAGUACAAAAUUAUGAGCUCAUGUUUGGCUGUUAUGGCCCUAUGAAGUUGGCGCAUACUGACCUAUUACAUCCUCUUUUGAGCAUUUGGAUGGGAUAUAGAAAUGUAGGUAAUACAGUGCUGAUGGACUUAACCUCAGUUGACAUUUUUGGGCAUAAGGUAUUGAUUUCACAAGAUAUCUCUUCAUUAUUAUGAAAUUCAGCCACAAUUUUUGAAGGUGCAAUAAUAUGUUAUAGAUUUCUCAGGCAUUUCUUAUUGUUUCUCAAUGAAACUCAGUUUACCAUCCAUUGGUUAUUCAUGCCUUUUGAUGUAGUGUGCUGUACUUCUCCCAUAUAGGUUAUUUUGCUAUCUUGUUUGCACUGAGUAUGAAUCAUUUCUGUAUCUUGCUUUUCUUUGUCAUUUAUUGUUCCCUCAUUCCUGUGAGCCAGGUUUGCAAAUGAAUGUAAAUAAUAUUUUUUUUAAAAAAAAAAUGCUUUUAUUUCUGUAUUACCAUUACCAUAGGCCAAAGGCCACAACUAAUAUAUCCAUAGGAAUAAGGGAUGCAUAGUAGAUUGAACCAUCUAAUAUUUGGAUGGAGAUGCUUCUUUGAGAGUUUGGGGGGGAUUAUAUUUUUUUAAAAAAACUAUGACAUGCCUACAUCUCCCAGUUUUCCAUUUCAAAAUAACAAGAAAAUAUGCACUACUUUUCAAGAAUUAUGGCCACUGCUAUCCUGCUCUGGAAUGGGGUUUUGAAGUGUGGUCCUAAGGUCACAAAUUGCUCUAAUACCAUCACUCAGAUGAUGCACUUGGAUUUAUAAUAUUUGCUAGGUUAUAUGUCUGCAUUUUAUUUUUCAUUCUAUUGUCUCUUCCCAAUUGAGGCAGACUUUUCUUCCCAUUGUACAUAGUUCACAUUUUUUUUCUAGAUUUGUCAUUCUUUGAUAACUAACACAAACCUAAGCAAUACUGAUGCUACUAUAUUUCAGAUGAUGUUUCCUCUAAUGAUAAAAAUUAUGUGUAUUCUUUAAGUGGUCACUGAAUUAUCUUUGUUGGACAGUAAAUAUUUUUUUAAACAACACAGAAAUUGAUAGAAAAUUAUAAUUAACAAGGAUUUUGUUGUAUUACUGUCUGAUAUAGAAUGCUACUAAAACAACCAAGUAUAUUUUGAAGUUGCAGUAUAACAUAUGCUUUAUACACUUUCCCCCAUUAUCAUUUCCAGUGCCAUCUUUCCCACUAGAAAGGUGCUAGAAAAGGUGGUCCAAUAUAUUGCUCUCAUAGGUGCUGUGUGUUUUCAGUACUAAAAAUUUGAGUUUUCCUUAUUAAUUAGUUUUGAUGAUUUCAUGUUAAGUUAAUUUUCAAACUGGAUAUAAAAACCAAGAAGUUUCCUUUAAAGUUUUUGGCAUUGACCAUUACAGAACUUGCUAAAGUCACAUGUUAGAAAGUGAAAAUAAGAACUACAUUUUAAUGUAAUGUGUUGUUAAAGAAGUAAGGAACAAAAACAGGGAACAGGACUUUUUCUGAAUACUUUUGCUUUUUUAGCUGGGGAAAAAGGGAGACAUUUACAGGAAAAAAACAUACUGAAGUGAUAAACUUGACACUUUUUAAAAAUUGUAAUACAUUAGAAAAAAUGUCUCUUAUGUCUAAUGUAGAGUAGGACUGGAUCAAAACAGCCCCAAUACUUACCAAUCCAAAAGUCAUAAUAUAUUUUGAAUAACAUGACUUUGCUACCAUCCAGAUCAACUCAGUGACCCAACCAUGUUUUUAAAUCCCUACAGAAUGCCUGAAGUCCAAGAAUGUGAUAUAUUAAUGUAGCCAUGAGUUUUUCCAGGUUUACUUAGAAAUGAUUGGGAAUAGCUUUUAAUGUAGCUGUUUUAGCAAUUCAGCAAGAGAAGCUUGCAGUGUUAUAUUGUACAUUCUAUGUAUUAUUUUAAUCCCUUCAAACAUUUCUUUAAUAA
Thamnophis elegans (Western terrestrial garter snake) is the source of this 3258-nucleotide messenger RNA. Its product is annotated as hepatitis A virus cellular receptor 2 homolog. The transcript has 7 exons. The record is from RefSeq and is a predicted model, not a curated record. NCBI's taxonomy places the organism in Eukaryota, Metazoa, Chordata, Lepidosauria, Squamata, Natricidae. The coding region runs from base 96 to 926 and encodes 276 amino acids.